Cylicocyclus nassatus is the source of this 768-nucleotide messenger RNA. Lineage: Eukaryota; Metazoa; Nematoda; Chromadorea; Rhabditida; Strongylidae. The record is from the annotation of a GenBank genome assembly.
AUGCCGCCCAAGAGAUCAUACAUUGGAAGCGUUGAUCCCAGAGCGAAGCGAAUGAGAGAGACGAGGGAAGCGGAAACCCCCGACCAGCGUGCAAGGCGCCUCGAAAAUGAACGUGUGAGAAUGUCUGAGGCACGGGCGUCCGAAACAACGGAAGAAUAUGAGGCGCGGCUUGAAGAAAAUCGUCGGAGAAACGCAGAACUAAGGGCUGCCGAGACACCUGAGCAACGUCGGGCAAGACUUGAAGAUAUUCGCCUGCGCGUCGCGGAACUAACAGCUGCGGAAACACCUGAGCAGCAUCAAGAAAGACUCGAACAGAACCGUAUACGAAUAGCGAACAUAAGAGCCUCAGAGACCCCUGAGGAUCGUCAGGGCAAAAAUGAAGAAAAUCGUCAACGAGUUGCUGCGUCUCGAGCCACAGAAACGCCGGAACAACGUCAGACAAGACUAGACGUUAAUUCUUCCAGACAAAGACAGCGCUUUAAAUUGAAGUGUAAGAAAAAUAAAGAAAUGUGCAACAACAUUGAAGAAAGAAAAAGAACAUUCUUGAACAUCUUUUUAUUUAGAGCUGACAAAAUGGCGAAGAAUAUGGAGAACACCAGUUAUCGCAAAAUAGAGGUAGAUGCGUAUGAUCCAGAGAAUUACGACGAAAACGAGGAUGCUGGAGAAACUCUUGGACUUGGCCCAAACGAGCGCACAGUCACUUCCUUUCUGCAAGCCAACAGAUUCGAGAAUGCUUUGCAUGCAGCACUUCUGAAUCCUCCGCUUUAA